AUGAGCCCGAGGAAAUUUCGUCCAAGCGCUUACCAAGUUUGCAUAAAGAUCUUGAAAGCGAAGCAUUUGCCCCAAAAUGCAAAUCCUAUGGUCGUGGUUAAAGUGGGCAAUCGGAGGAAAAAGACCGUGGUUCGAGAAAGAACCGAUUCGCCUAUUUACAACGAUUAUUUCGUGUUCGACUUUUUAUGUAGCCUAGAUGAACUAUUGAGCACUAAAAUCAUGAUUGCCGUGUAUUUAAAAAGCUAUCUACGCUUUAAAUUUCAUGGAAGAUCGAGCUUCGAAGUUGCGCUCGUUUGGGAUCAACCAGAUCGUCAAUAUUAUCACAAAUGGGCGAUGUUGACGAACCCAAAGGAUCUCUCUGCCGGACCGAAAGGUUACGUGAAAUGCAAUAUCGCAAUUAAUGUAAAAGGGGAGAAACUGAGAGUGCUUCCGGACACAGAGGGCGAGGACGAUAUUGAGGGGAACCUCUUGUUACCCGUUGGCGGUGAAUUUCUCCCUUUCAGACAGCGUGCCUGUUACAUUUUCACGAUUUAUCGGGCAGAUGGUUUACCAGAUAUGAGCAGUCUCUGUGUGAAAAACGAUUUCGAAAAUGUUAACCCUUUCGUUCAGAUAUCGUUCGCUGGCAUGAAGAGAAGCUUAUGGAGGACGGAAGAAUAUUACCUGGUGGCCAUACUGUACGACGUGAGCAUGAUCGAUCGGCGAAAAUUUUGGCUGAAAUCAAUAAGCUUCGAGGUUAGCCUCGGGAACGCUGGCAACAAACAAUUUCCUCGUAGCCAAUGCUUCGAGGACAAUAACGACGGUAUUCGAUUCACAUCAGGAAACCGACCGCCAGACCGUAGACCGGACUUCGAGAGUCAAACCGUGCCACGAUCGACUGGUUCGUUAGAUGGCAAAUAUAAUUACAUGCCAGUUGGCUCGAGGAAACUGUGCCUCUAUGUCAAAUCUUGGUGGCCGAAUAUCCAGUGGAGGAUGCACAACAGUAACAGCCUGGCUUUCAUCGCUCAUUUCCUCGAGCAGAAGUUGGAGAAACUGGAGGGCAUGGUGGCGCUGGGGAACACGGACGCUUACAAAUUCUACAACCAGACGAUUCGUACCACGAGGAGUCACUGCAUCCGGUAUUUGCAUACGUUAGACCAGGGACGAUACGACGACGAGGGUGGCACCACGAAGCUCGAUCGCCAUCGCGUGAACCUCUGCCGUAAAGAGAUCGAGAACGUCCUGAAGAGGAUCAAGAUCAACGGGGAACUUCCGAGCAAUCACUACACGAGGAUCGCGAUGGCGCAUGCGUAUCAGUAUUUGGCCAAAGUGAAGAAACUAAGGGAGGAUCCCCAGCAUAGCUUGCCAGACGUUUUCAUUUGGAUGAUGGCCGGCUCGAAACGGGCUGCAUACGCGCGAUUUCCAGCUGACAGGAUCAUAUAUUCGAAAGAGACGACCGAGAUAGGACCGAUGUGCGGUCGAAAGAUGGACGUAUUCCUGAGUAAUCCGAAGGACGAGGAAGGGGCUGAUUAUGUGGCUUGCAAAGUAGAAAUGUACCUCUGGCUAGGGAACGCUGAACACGUAGCCGCCUGCUGGUCCUCGAUUCCACCUGGAUACAAGGUGGAUCACGAAAGGAGCAUCGACUCGUUCCCGAAGUACUUCGAGUACACUUCUUCCACGGCAUUCCAACUACGUGCUCACGUGUUCCAAGGUCGUUUUGAUCCUGGCAUGGAUGCAUCCGGCUUAUUGGAUCCGAUCGUACGCGUCGCGUUUCACGGUUACACGGCUGACACCAGAGUUAUUAAACAGACACUCGACCCGUUCUGGGACCAAACUUUGAUACUGCCUCCCAGAACCGUGUACGGAACGAAGGAGUACAUCAAAUCGAAUCCUCCAAAGAUCAUUCUGCAAGUGUACGAUCAAGAUGUAUGCGGCAUCAUGGAGUUCUGCGGUAGAUGCACAGCCAUGCCAUUAGUUAAACUCGCGGAGGAAACUUACUCGCCGCCUGAUUUCCCUCCGAAACUUGAGUGGUACAAAUUUAAAUCGCAAAGGGAUUCCAGCGGCUCCGUACUGGCUGCCUUCGAGCUUAUAGAGACAAAAGAGGAUGAUAUUGUGGACAGACCUAUAGACCCCUCAACGUUGGACGUUAUUUACAACAUACCGGAAGACAUCAGGCCGAAAAUGACGAGUUACAGGCUCGAAGUUAUAUUUUGGGGCGUGAGGGACGUGAGGAAGAUAAAUUACGUGCCGGUGUUAAAGCCUCGCAUUGUUGUAGAGUGUGCUGGGGUCCACGUUAAGUCAGAGGUGAUGGAGAAUGCCAAGAGAUUCAGCAAUUACGAUAAACCUCAUAUUGUCGUCGACUUGGAAAUGCCCGAGUUAGAUAUCUACUACCCCUCCGUCACGAUAAAAGCAUACGACUCACGAGGAUUUGGCUGUUUCAAGCAUAUUGGAAUUGCCAUCAUACCUAGUGUUCACGUGUUCAUGGAGCAAUUAAUAACAGAGGAGGAUUAUGACAAGCACAUACACGGGAUUAAACCGUUUUUCAAGCCUCCCUGGACGAAAAGACAGUCUGCUACUAUUUUACCUCUGCCCGCCGAAUACGAUCCAUCGAAGGAGGACGAGAACAAGGAACUGAUUCCGUACAAGAAAAUGGCCGGAAAGACCUCGAUGAUAAAAAGGAUCCUGCAGUCCCUGAGGAACCUUUUCUCACGGCUAUUUUGCAAAAGAGAGACGAAGAAAGAAAAUAGGAAAAUCCAAUGUCAGAGUGAGGACGAAUCUCUCGAUUGGUGGAGCAAAUAUUUCGCUUCCUUGGAGGGACAGAUUUGUGUCUAUCGUUGGCCACAUCCGAGCAACCAGCCCUGCAAGACGAGAAACGGAAGAAACGUGGCCAAUGGUCUGUGCAUAGAUUAUCCACAUUCAGAGCCAGUCAAAGUUCUAGUCCGACUUUACGUCGUGAAAGGCGUCAACUUGCAGCCUAACGAUCCCCUCAGCGGAAAGUCUGACCCGUAUCUUUGCGUUCGCCUCGGGAAAAUGUACAUCAACGACAAGAAGAAUUAUAUACCGAACCAGUUAAAUCCCACCUUUGGCCGGUAUACUUUAAUUUCGUUGACGGCCUGUCGCAUUUUCUACGACACAUUAUAAUUCUUUCAUCCACUUUUUCCCUGGAAAUUGCUACCUUUUGACAGGGCCCUUUCAAACGCCAUUCAUUUUUAUAAUUUCCUGACUGAGAGAAGCCAUUAAAAUUUAUGCUUCAUGAUCGACAGGCUCUUCGAGAUAGACGCCACUUUCCCCAAAGAUUACCUGAUGACCGUUCAAGUGUGGGACUACGACGCCACCUCGAAUGACGAUCUGAUAGGCGAGACGAAGAUCGACCUGGAGAAUCGAUUCUACAGCAGACAUCGUGCUACGUGUGGUAUGUCGAGGAUCUAUAACGUGGAGGGCUACAAUAGGUGGAGGGAUCGCGAGAAACCGACGCAGAUACUGGAACAACUCUGCAAGAGGAGCAAUCUGCCUUUGCCAGAGUAUGAAAGCGAUUAUGUACAAAUUGGACGAAAAAAAUUCCUCUUUGACGACGACGAGAUAGAAACAGACAGGGAAGAAUGCAUGGCGUUGAACGGGCUUCAUCAGUGGCAAGAUUUUCCAAUUUGCGGCUGCGCCCUGGUACCAGAGCACAUCGAAAGACGACCGCUUUUCAACGUCGCCAGACCUGGAUUGGAGCAGGGUAAAUUGGAACUUUGGGUCGACAUGUUCCAAUCUGACGAGAUUCCUCCGAAACCGCCUGUGGACAUCAGUCCGCCUGUGCCCGAGGAGUAUGAAAUUCGCGUGGUCGUUUGGAACACCGAAGAUAUACCCCUCGUCGACAGUCAAUUUCUCACCGGGGAAAAGUGCUCGGACAUUUAUGUGAAAGGCUGGAUUGUUUACGACGAUUACCAAAAGACCGAUAUCCAUUACAACUCGCUGAACGGUGAGGGCAACUUCAACUGGCGUUUCGUGUUUCGCGUAACAUAUUCGAAGGGUGAGCGUGUUAUGAUCGUACGUAAGAAAAUAUCCGUCUUCGCCAGAAGCGAGACCGAGGACAAACUGCCGUGUAAAUUGCAUCUACAAGUCUGGGAUAGCGAUCAUUUCUCUCCGGAUGACUUUCUCGGUGCAUUGACACUGGAUCUGUCCAGAAUGCCCAGAGGAAGCGGGAAUUCUAAAAACUGCACUCUCAAACUGCUCGACCCAAGCUUGCCUACCAUCGAUCUCUUCAAAAUAACACGGAUUAAAGCGUGGUGGCCAUUUGAACGAAGCGUGAACGCUGUUCAACGCGUACAAGCGGGCAAAGUCGAACUGGAAAUGUCAAUAUCGCCAGCGGAGGAGGCUGACGAGCAACCGGCGGGCAAAGGAAGAGAUUCGCCACAAAGUCUUCCACCUCCCAACCGACCGGACACUUCGUUCUCUUGGUUCCGGAAUCCGUGGAAAGCUUGCCGUUUCGUGGUCUGCCGUUACUACAAAUGGCGGAUAAUAUGCUGCUUCACUUGUAUACUGUUGGUGUUGCUGGCUGCAUGCGCGAUCUACGCGUUCCCUGGUUACCUAGUGAAACGUCUUCUCGGUGCUUGA
Messenger RNA from Habropoda laboriosa, 4575 nucleotides. Its product is annotated as otoferlin-like. Gene Ontology annotation, cellular component: membrane. The transcript is spliced from 23 exons. The record is from RefSeq and is a predicted model, not a curated record. Lineage: Eukaryota; Metazoa; Arthropoda; Insecta; Hymenoptera; Apidae. Gene Ontology annotation, biological process: plasma membrane organization.